CGAGGAGUGAUUUCCCCUCGGUGCCAGUCAUCACGGCGAAGACAGAUCGGGAGGAAAGGAUCCAGAUUUAGAGACUUUGUGGUGUUUCUGAGAUCGCCAAUGCCAGGAAUCGGAGUGUGAGGCCCACUCAAGGCUUCCAACAUAUAUUUCUACCGUUUAACCACAAAGACACAAGCGUCACAUCCAGAAGAUGGCGAGGGUCUGCACAUUCUGCUUUCUGCUGCUCUGUGUGAUGGAAAGAUUGUCAGCCAGGCCCGCUGACGAGAGAAGAACUAAAGAUCUACGGGUCUCCAGGCCUCUGAUUGUGCCAGGUUACCCAGAAAACACCACAGCGGUGGUGGGCGGUCAGGUGAAGCUGGUGUGUAAAGUCCACAGGCCGGCAUCCACCAAGGUGCAGUGGCUGAAGACGGAGGUCGGCACUCCAGGACGCAGCCAGGGAGGACCGCCUCGCCUCAGGGCUCUGACGGCCCUGCAGAGCAACGCAUCCAAGGUGAACACCCUGCAUCUGUCCAACAUCACUUCAGAGGAUGCAGGCGAGUACAUCUGCAUGGCCGAGAGCACCCACGGAGGCCAGGCAGUGCAGGCCAUGCAGGCGGCGUGGCUGGACGUCCUGCCCGGUACCAUCAUUUCCAGAACGGUGGACCUGACUGCUGCUGAUAUCCCCGCAGAUGUUCUUGAGGACCUGAGCGAGGACACCACAGAGCAUCUUCUGUUAGAGCCGGGUAACGUGCUGAAGCUGCGCUGUGACAUGAGCACCCGGCCUGGUAUGGCGGUGAACUGGUACAAGGAGGGAGCCCGGGUUCUGCCCACACCCCGGAUCCAGAUCCGCGGCGCCAUCAUGGAGAUCACAGACGUAACAUACGAGGACUCGGGCGUUUAUAUUUGUGUUCUCCGGGGAAGCAAAGAGCCCGUGAGAAACUUCACCAUCACUGUAACAGACUCCUUGGGGUCAGGGGAUGAUGACGAGGACAACGGCUUAGAGGACUCAUCGGCUGAGAUCGAAAAUGACCAGGUUUACUUCUCCAGAGGUCCCUACUGGACCCACACCCAGCGCAUGGAGAAGAAGCUGUACGCUGUUCCUGCAGGCAACACGGUGAAGUUUCGUUGUCCGGCCAUGGGGAGCCCCAUGCCGAGCAUUCGCUGGCUCAAAAAUGGACGAGAAUUUCGAGGAGAGCAUCGCAUUGGUGGCAUUAAGCUGAGACACCAGCACUGGAGCCUGGUGAUGGAGAGCGUCGUUCCUUCAGACAGAGGAAACUACACCUGCCUGGUGGAGAAUAAAUACGGCUCCAUCUCUCACAGCUACGUUCUCGAUGUCCUGGAGCGCUCCCCCCACAGGCCAAUCCUGCAGGCCGGCCUACCAGCCAACACUACAGCAGUGGUGGGCAGUGACGUCCAGUUCCACUGUAAGGUCUACAGCGACGCCCAGCCUCACAUUCAGUGGCUGAAACACAUCGAAAGAAACGGCAGCCGCUACGGUCCUGAUGGGACGCCUUACGUACAGGUCCUCAAGACUGGCAGUCUGAACAUGUCAGAGGUGGAGGUGCUCUACCUGUCCAAAGUUACCAUGGAGGAUGCAGGAGAGUACACCUGCCUGGCUGGAAAUUCAAUAGGUUUUGCCCACCAGUCCGCUUGGCUGACCGUCCUCUCAGAGGAGGAAGCAGCAGAUGCUAUGGACACCAUGGAGACCAAGUACACCGACAUCAUCAUCUACGCCUGUGGUUUCCUGGCUCUGAUCAUGGCCAUCGUCAUCGUGGUGUUGUGCCGAAUGCAGGUCCACCCCAGAAGGGAGCCGUUUGACGCUCUUCCUGUCCAGAAGCUCUCCAAGUUUCCUCUUCGCAGACAGUACUCAGUCGAGUCCAACUCGUCAGGGAAGUCCAGUGCGUCUCUGAUGAGGGUGGCUCGCCUUUCGUCCAGCUGCUCUCCUAUGCUGGCUGGAGUCAUGGAGUUUGAGUUGCCCUAUGACCCGGACUGGGAGUUCCCCAGAGAGAAUUUAACAUUGGGCAAACCUCUCGGAGAAGGCUGCUUUGGUCAGGUGGUUAGAGCUGAGGCUUACGGCAUCAACAAGGACUGCCCAGACCAGGCCACCACUGUGGCGGUUAAGAUGCUCAAAGAUGAUGCAACAGACAAAGAUCUGGCAGAUCUCAUCUCGGAGAUGGAGCUGAUGAAGGUGAUGGACAAACACAAGAACAUCAUCAACCUGCUGGGAGUCUGCACGCAGGAUGGCCCUCUGUAUGUGCUGGUGGAGUACGCCUCCAAGGGCAGUCUGAGGGAGUACCUGCGGGCCCGGCGACCCCCAGGCAUGGACUACACCUUUGAUGUGACCAAGGUGCCUGAGGAGCAGCUCACCUUCAAAGACCUGCUGUCCUGUGCCUACCAGGUGGCCAGAGGGAUGGAGUACCUGGCCUCUAAAAGGUGCAUCCACAGAGAUCUGGCAGCCAGGAACGUUCUGGUGACGGAGGACAACGUGAUGAAGAUCGCUGACUUUGGCCUGGCCAGAGGAGUCCACCAGAUCGACUACUACAAGAAAACCACCAACGGACGGCUGCCGGUGAAGUGGAUGGCACCAGAAGCCCUGUUCGACAGAGUCUACACACACCAGAGCGACGUGUGGUCGUUCGGCGUCCUGAUGUGGGAGAUCUUCACGCUGGGUGGCUCGCCGUACCCCGGUAUCCCGGUUGAAGAGCUCUUCAAGCUGCUGAAGGAAGGACAUCGAAUGGACAAACCCUCCAACUGCACACAUGAACUCUACAUGAUGAUGCGUGAGUGCUGGCAUGCUGUUCCCACCCAGAGGCCGACCUUUAAACAGCUUGUGGAGGAGCUGGACAGAGUGCUGCUGUCCAUCUCUGACGAGUACUUGGACCUGUCGACACCCUUCGAGCAGUACUCCCCGUCAUGUGAGGACACGUCUAGCUCCUGCUCCUCCGACAACGACUCCGUUUUUACCCACGAUGCUUUGUCCACCGACCCCUGUCUCCUGGGCUACCAGGAUGUGCGCUCCCGGAUAGACAUGAAGACGGCGCUGAGAUAGGCGCCCAAACAUAUACACACAUGAACACAACACCACAGUGGGGAAACUUUGGGCUUUCAUUGAAAAACAAAACAUUCACUGGCGGCCAUACUGGAGGUCCACAGCAGCAUUUCUAAAGUUAAGUUAAAGUUUUUAUUCUUGUUGAGUUUUACAGUGGACCUCCAUCAUGGCACCAGACAAAGCCCUUAGAUUUAGGCGGGCAUUUUUUACACACACACACAUAGACACAAAUACACACACAGACACAAGUGUGCACGUGGAGCACUGAGGCCGGUGGGCUUCAUUACAUGGUGGAGAUUUGUAGGAAAACGUUUCAUUGUGGGCAGAAGAAGGAGCAGAAGAAAAGACGACAAACUAAACAUGGUACUUUGGACUAUCAGCUCUGGCACUGUGCCCAAGAACAGUUGUAACGUUGGAAAACUGCGGCACUAAACACAACAGAAGAGACCCUGGUACUCAAAAACAGCUUGAAAUGCUUUCUUUGAUCGGCUCUCCUUCAGAGAGGCGACGGACAAUGAUCUCCCCACAUAAACUCAACCCAAAACCGGGGCUUGAAAACCUUGGUGAUAAAGACAUUUUAACAAAACAAAAAGAUUUAUUUUGCUAUGAUAAAAAAGAAGAAACUGAUUGUUAAAUAUAAAUCUCUCUAUAUAAGAUUAUUUUACUUUUGUGUUGCUUAUUUAAAAAAGAAAACGGUCUUAAAUCUCAGGAUCUCUCGUGCUAAGAAGUUGCUGUAGCAGCAGCAAAGUGCCUGAAUUUAUGAUUUCCUGUGAAUAUAUUAGAAUAUUAAAAUAUUGUAUGUACAUAUCAACAGCAGAAAGACGAUUGCCUUUUAUAAAUUAUUCUGAAUGACACACAAAAAUGAAGGUUAUUGGAGGCAAAAGGAGAGAGGAAUUUAAUCAAGUGUUUCAAGUGCCAAACCUGUCACAGCUGUCACACUGUCUUCAUGUUCAGGUUUCAUUCCAAAAUAUCACCAAAUUCAAUUUAGUGAAACAUUUGUAACUAUUGACCUCUAUUACAUAUGUACACUUUCCCAAAAUGGAAGCUUAAAGUCACAGUCAGUAAAUAAUUAAACAUAAAAUACAUAAAUUAUAACAUUGGAGUCAAUCUCAAAUAAUGAACCAAUAGUAGAUGCUGUUCAAAUUUGGUUUGCAUCAGCAACUUUUGUAAACACUGUGUAAAAACUGGCUUUUUUUGAGUUAUGACGGACUGAGAAACACAAAUUAUCUCAUUUUCCAUCGACAGCUCAAGCCUCAAAUGUUUGUGGUGAAUUAUGGACUGGCUCUUAAACGAUGGCGUAAACUUGGGAAAUUCUGGAAUGAAACUCUCCAUUUGUCAUUGUGUAGUAAACCGCUGCGGCCUCCGACCCAAGAAAACAGCUUGUGGGUAAAUACCAGAAGGAGCCCAGUUAUUGUUGCUGUUGUUGGAUGAAAACCAUAAAUUUGCAAAACUUUUUGGAUAUAAAGAAACAAAAAAAAAGCACAGCUUCUCAAAAGCCCUAUUGCCUUUUUAAAACAAGGUCUGAACAGGUCUCCAGACCCCAAAGGUCAUGAGACAGACUCAUUUACAAGUAAAAACAACAACACUUUGAGACAACAUCUCGUGGUCUUCCUCUAACAACAGCUUUACUCAUUCAGUCUUUGCCUACAUUGCUGCUUUGUCAGAGACAGUGCGUCCACGGUGGGACUCACCCUGAAAGGAGGGCUGACGAUUCAGCAUGAGGACUCUGUGGGGAGCUGGCCCAGGCCCACUGUCACUGCUGACAAGGAGAGGAGGGCAGGGCGGGGGACACUGAAUGUGAAAGCCAGUGUGAUUGAUUUCAAAUAGAGGAGAAGGGGGAGGGACCCUCCUUUGUCUGGCUGUAACCCUUCACCCAACCCAAUCUGUUGGCGAGGGGUCCUCAGGUCCGCAGCCUGGCCGGACAAUGAAGGCUUUUGCAGGCUUAAUGGGUGUGACUACGGACCAGAGGGAGUUUUGGGGGUGGUGGUGUAGGGGUAGCUUGGGCUUGUGUGCAAAUGAAGAGGCUCUUAUUAUGGUAAUGUCUCCUCUUCUCUCCCAAACGCCCCUAUCUUUAUCCAUAGCCACCAUCUUUUAAAUUACAAAUCUUAAUUCACAUUCGCUGCUUCAGCACUGCCACCAGGACCAGCUGCAGAAAAUUCCCCUGUGGGGUCGAAAUGCCAACUGAGUCCCAGUCUGCUUCCUGGAUCUGACCGCAGACAACACAGACACAAACAAAAUAACCAUUGACAGUUGUUAUGUGGAA
Seriola dumerili (greater amberjack) is the source of this 5291-nucleotide messenger RNA. RefSeq names its product fibroblast growth factor receptor 4-like (gene fgfr4). Gene Ontology annotation, biological process: regulation of bile acid biosynthetic process; protein phosphorylation; multicellular organism development. Gene Ontology annotation, cellular component: signaling receptor complex. Bases 191 to 3028 code for a protein of 945 amino acids. The transcript is spliced from 21 exons. Gene Ontology annotation, molecular function: fibroblast growth factor binding; fibroblast growth factor receptor activity; ATP binding. The record is from RefSeq and is a predicted model, not a curated record. Lineage: Eukaryota; Metazoa; Chordata; Actinopteri; Carangiformes; Carangidae.